Pseudogymnoascus verrucosus is the source of this 1279-nucleotide messenger RNA. It is a transcript of the gene RAI1, whose product is annotated as Protein rai1. Lineage: Eukaryota; Fungi; Ascomycota; Leotiomycetes; Thelebolales; Thelebolaceae. Gene Ontology annotation, biological process: nuclear-transcribed mRNA catabolic process; NAD-cap decapping. The record is from RefSeq and is a predicted model, not a curated record. The transcript has 6 exons. Gene Ontology annotation, cellular component: nucleus; cytosol. Gene Ontology annotation, molecular function: mRNA 5'-diphosphatase activity. Bases 59 to 1237 code for a protein of 392 amino acids.
UCUCCCACUUUUUUUUGUACAACUCCCAAUGUAACAACCUCCCAUUCACCCUUUAACAAUGGACACCCCCACAGCCACCCUCCCCAUCCACCCCCCCCACAACUGGUCCGGCCCUAGCGCCCCCAUGAAGCGCCCCAAAGAAAUCGCCUGCUUCUCCUACACCCCCUCCCACGAAUACCGCCCCGACGCCUCGGGAUUGCGGUACUACUACCCCCCCCGGCUCGGCGCAGAUCUGUGUAAGGGGUUUGAGACGUUUGAGAAGCUAGAUGAGAGCCAGGAUGACCAUUUAGACAGUUUGUUGAAGACGAUUGUGGGGGUGGAGAGGGAGAGGGGGGGGAAGGUGGAGGUGGAUGUUGUGACGUGGAGGGGGAUGAUGACGAAGUUGUUGGCAUGUCCUUUUGAGGAUCGGGAUGGGUUUGAGAUGAAUGCUACGUUUUACCAAGGCACGAUAUUCAUUGAAGAAAACCACGAAUACAAAGUCCAAAGACAAGCGCGACAGAGCAGGUUUCAAACAGCCCCCGGCCGACCAAGUCAAGACAUGAUGUCGUACUGGGGCUAUAAAUUCGAAACCCUCUCCCUCCUCCCCGACACCUGGGACGCCACGUCCCGCGAGUACAUCGAAGGGCGGGAAGACCAAAUCGUCAAUAACGCCGCGCAAUACUGUUCCGUGGUGCAAACCGGUAUUGGCGACACCUCCCUCAUCAUCGGCGGAGAGGUAGACGCAAUCUGGGAUUCCAAACCCCCCCCCCCAACCAGCUCCACCAACUUCGUCGAACUAAAAACCUCACUCGACCCCAGCUCCCCCCGGGACCUCCAAACAUUCGAGCGCAAACUCCUAAAAUUCUGGCUCCAAUCCUUCCUUUUAGGCGUCCCAAAGAUAAUCGUCGGAUUCCGGUCUGCCAACGGAAUACUCAGACGACUGGAGGAGUUGGAGACGGCUAAGAUUCCGGGGAUUGUGAAGAAGAGGGGGGGGUGGGAUGGGAAUGUUGCGGUGAAUUUUGGGGCGGGGGUGCUGAGUUUCUUGAGAGAGACGGUGGUUAGUGAGGGGGUUUGGAGGAUUAGGAGGAAGGAAAAGAGUGGGGUGGUUGAGUGUUGGAAGGUUGAGGAGGUGGGACAUGGGGAGAUUUUGUCGGAGGAAUUCAUUAAUUGGAGGAUUAAGCUUGCGUUGGGGCCGGAGGGGGAGGUGAACGGGGAGAGCGAGGCACCGAGCGAGGAGCAGGAGGGCGGGGAGGCGUAGGCAUGGAGACAGGGAGGGAGGGUGGUGUAUCAAUAUAUUGGU